Iphiclides podalirius (scarce swallowtail) is the source of this 1938-nucleotide messenger RNA. NCBI's taxonomy places the organism in Eukaryota, Metazoa, Arthropoda, Insecta, Lepidoptera, Papilionidae. The record is from the annotation of a GenBank genome assembly.
AUGCUCUCGAACAUAACUUAUUUCAAGAAGUCCGACGACAGUCCGGCCGUCACUGAGGCCCAGUUGAAAAUGCGUAGGCACACGUACGACUCCGAGGAACCGGCGGCCACUAGUUUCGAAUCGGCCGAGCCCGAUUCCACGUCUCGCCAAUGCACCAGCCUGAACAUACCGGACUCUGUGAAAAAGUUUGCGGCCAAGAAAGCGUCGUUAUCCGACACAGACCUCCUGUCGAUAAACGUUGAUGCGCCCAUUAGGCACAGGCGUAGGCGAUGCAAAAAGCUUAAGUUGGAUGUGAAAAAGGCCAGUCAAUCGAUGAGUGAAAGGUUGAACCAUUCCCAAGACGAUGAUAGUUACAGCUCUAAUGUAGAAAACACGCCAAAACAUAUCCUAUUAGAGUGCGUUAGCUCCGACAUCUUCACUGAAAAGAUGAAGGGAUUUGAUUUCAGCAAAUCAUUCGAUAUGUAUGAUGGCACAUCAGAUGACCAACUCUCGUCGCCAUUUGAGGAGGAGAACCUCGAUAUAGAAUCACUCUCAGAUCAUUCUAACAGUGAUAUUUCUAAUGCGUCCAAAAAAAAGAAGUCAAUAAAAAUGUGUCGCAAAGUUGAGGCAUUAGAGACUGGUUCUAGCACUGAAGAAAACAAUUUGGCACCGUCUGCAACACCGGACUCUUUCGGGGAUCUUGAAGUUGAUAAAAGCGAUGAGAGCAGAAUGCAAUUGCUCCUUGAUUAUCAAAUUAAGCUUGAAAAAAUCGAGUGUUUGCUCAAAAAUAUGUUAAAUGAAUUCCAAUUUCACAUUGAGGUGUCCAAAAUUUUUAACAGCAGGACUAUCCCUAAAGAUAUAUUAAAAAGCAACAACACAAAUGAGUCUGAGGGUCAUAAUAAUGGGACUAAAGUUCAAAGAGUAAGUCCAACAGAUUCUUGGAGCAUAAUUAUGGACAAGGAGCAUGACCAGACGAAAAUAACCGUGAAAAAGCAGCUAGAGUCAAUUAAGCACUCAAUUGAAGAUUUCAUUAACAUGUACCUGCAGAGUUGCAAGGAUGACGCAAAGCGGAGGAAAUGUAGAAAAUACCUCGCCCAUAGUCAGAGGAGCGAAACAUUCGACAUUCAUAAAGGCCAGCGCUAUGUACCCAAGCGUGUUCACAUGACCAAUAAGAAGAGAAUCAAGCACUAUGACUUCCCUGAUUUGAGGGAAGCAAUGAUCAAUCUGUUCUACCCAGAUGCUGAUGAAACAUCAAUGAGCAAUUUAACGUCGAGCGACUCCGACGAGUCUAUGUCGUCCAAAUGCGGUUGCCAAUGUCAUCACCAUGUUUCUUCAUCCUCCCACACAGAUUCAGGCCUGAGUGGCAAAACCGACGAGAGGUCUGUUUCAAACCAAUCUAUAACAUCGUCAAUCGGUAACUUCAGCUUAGAUACCUCCACACUAACGGCUUAUUCGGAAUCACUAGACCAGAUCCUGAGCUUCAGUAGCUUCCAAGAGGGGGGCUUGUUUGCCAUGAUGCUGCAGAAAACGGCGAUUGAAAGGAUUACAUUUUACGUUCAAGUCCACAGUAUACAGUUGAAGUGUGAUGAAACGGAACACGAUAUUGAAACCAAAAGCACAAUGACAUUCCACUGCCCAUCUUGCAAAAAGACAGAGGACGACGAAAACAACCUCAUGAAGCACAUUCUGAGCCAAGCUCAUUGCGAGAAGAUCCAUUUUCAAUACAAGACAGCAUAUAUUAAGAAGUGUGUGUCAGCUGGAAAGGAAAUUCAGCCCAGUACCGUGUUAAACCCUAUGAGGAUGUAUAGAGACGACAAUAAAAUUGUAUGCUUCGGUGAUGCUAUGUAUGCUUGCACUUUGUGCCUCGAGAAUUUGAUUGUUGGAGAGUCUGUGCUGAUGGCUCACUGUGCUGAGAAGGAACAUGUUGAGAGACGCGAGAAGCUUGGCGAAAUUCUAGAG